UUCUACACAGUAUACACACAGCUCCGCUCCAAAACCCCCAAAACGUUGUUUUUUUGGUUGCUCUAGAACCCUCUUCGGUCGCCCUUAAACUCCACGAGGGUUUUUCCAGUCUCUUGCAACUUUCACUUUCUCUAGGGCUUUCGUUUAGGUUUGGCUUCAAUGGCUCCAGCUCUUAGCAGAAGCCUAACAGCUGCCUCUAUGGUCUCUCUACCUUCUUCAACACCUUUCUCACUGAAACACUCCAACAGGGCCUUCAAUCUUAGAAGCGCUUUUCUGCCGCAAAGCAGCCUCAGGAAUGGAUUAUGUCCGGGUGGACUCAAAUGGAAAUUCGAUAAGCGAAAUGACAGAUUUACUGUCAGGUCCGACACGGCUGUGGCUCAGAAAGAGGCCGCCGAUACUUCCGGUGAAAAGUUCGAGUAUCAAGCCGAGGUUAGUCGCCUAAUGGAUUUGAUAGUUCACAGUUUAUACAGCCAUAAGGAGGUGUUCCUUCGGGAGCUUGUAAGCAAUGCAAGUGAUGCGUUGGAUAAGUUGAGAUUCUUGAGUGUGACUGAGCCUUCUCUUCUUGGAGAUGCUGGCGAGCUAGAGAUACGCAUCAAGCCUGAUCCAGACAAUGGGACCAUCACUGUAACUGAUACUGGCAUUGGCAUGACAAAGGAAGAGCUCAUCGACUGUCUUGGAACUAUUGCCCAGAGUGGUACUUCAAAAUUUUUGAAGGCUCUUAAGGAAAAUAAGGAUGUUGGUGCAGACAAUGGCUUGAUCGGUCAAUUUGGUGUUGGGUUCUACUCUGCUUUUCUUGUCUCAGAGAAGGUUGUCGUCUCUACAAAAAGCCCACGAUCUGAUAAGCAGUUUGUUUGGGAAGCGGCAGCUGAUAGCAGCUCUUAUGUAAUUAGGGAAGAAACUGAUCCUGAAAAGAUCCUACGUCGUGGCACGCAAAUCACCCUUUAUCUUAGGGAGGACGACAAGUAUGAAUUUUCAGAACCAACAAGAAUCCAGAAUUUGGUGAAGAAUUACUCGCAGUUUGUUUCUUUCCCCAUCUAUACAUGGCAAGAAAAAACAAGAACGGUGGAGGUGGAAGAGGAGGAAGAACCGAAAGAAGGAGAAGGGAAGGAAGAGGGUGAGAAGAAGAAGAAGAAGACAACUAAAACAGAAAAGUAUUGGGACUGGGAACUGGCCAAUGAAACAAAACCCAUCUGGAUGCGGAUUCCCAAGGAAGUUGAAAAAGAAGAGUACCAGGAGUUUUACAAGAAGACAUUCAAUGAAUUCUUGGAUCCACUUGCGUACACACAUUUCACCACUGAGGGGGAGGUGGAAUUUAGGAGUGUCCUCUAUGUUCCUGGAAUGGGUCCUCUUAACAAUGAGGAUGUUGUGAAUCCAAAAACGAAGAAUAUACGGCUGUAUGUGAAGCGGAUAUUUAUCUCAGAUGAUUUUGAUGGUGAGCUGUUUCCACGAUACUUGAGCUUUGUAAAGGGCGUGGUGGACUCAAAUGAUCUUCCUCUUAAUGUUUCUCGAGAGAUUCUUCAAGAAAGUCGAAUUGUGAGAAUUAUGCGGAAGAGGCUUGUCAGGAAAACAUUUGACAUGAUUCAAGAGAUCUCAGAAAACGAGAAUAAAGAGGAUUACAAAAAAUUCUGGGAGAACUUCGGCAGGUUUGUAAAAUUAGGAUGUGUUGAAGACUCUGGAAAUCACAAGCGCAUAGCACCACUGUUGCGGUUUUGUACUUCCAAAAGCGAAGAGGAGCUUAUUAGUUUAGACGAUUACGUGGAAAAUAUGGGUGAGAACCAAAAGGCUAUCUAUUACCUAGCAACAGACAGCUUGAAGAGUGCCAAGACUGCUCCAUUCUUGGAGAAAUUGGUCCAGAAAGAUAUUGAGGUCCUGUAUCUAAUUGAUCCUAUCGAUGAAGUUGCCAUCCAGAAUCUGCAGACAUACAAAGAGAAAAAAUUUGUUGAUAUCAGCAAGGAAGAUCUUGAACUUGGUGACGAGGAUGAGGUCAAAGAACGGGAGACUAAGCAAGAAUACAAUCUUCUCUGCGAUUGGAUAAAGCAGCAGCUUGGUGACAAGGUGGCUAAAGUUCAAGUUUCUAAACGUCUAAGCUCAUCACCCUGUGUGCUUGUUUCUGGCAAGUUUGGAUGGUCUGCAAAUAUGGAGAGGCUGAUGAAAGCACAGGCUCUUGGAGAUACUUCAAGUUUGGAGUUCAUGAGAGGAAGGAGAAUAUUGGAGAUAAAUCCAGAUCAUCCCAUCAUCAAAGACUUAAAUGCUGCCUGUAGAAAUGCUCCAGACAGCAGUGAUGCCAAGAGAGCUAUCGAACUUUUAUACGACACUGCAUUAAUCUCCAGCGGAUUCUCGCCUGAUAGCCCAGCUGAGUUGGGUGGCAAGAUAUAUGAGAUGAUGGCCAUGGCACUUGGAGGUAGAUGGGGCAGAACGGAGGGUGAUGAGGCUGAGGCGCAGGAAGAUACUGCUGCUACAGAGGCUGAUGCAAGUGCCUCAGAAGGCGCAGAGGCAGAAGUAAUCGAACCAUCAGAAGUUCGCGCAGAGAGUGAUCCAUGGCAAGAUUAACCAUCUCUUAACCUAUUAGGAAGCUUUUGGAAGCUUUUAGGAAGCUUUUAUUCUUCCUGGAACAAAAUGCAUGAACGGAGAAAGGAGCAGGAAACGAGGAUCGAUCAGCCAGAGAGCAGGAUACAAUCAACAUGAUUGGAGAAACAAAGCAGUGCUACUGCUGAUGAUGAUGUAAAAUCUUGUCGUUUGGCAUUUGUUCUUGAGCAAUUUAUCAGAACCCAGUUAUCGAAUUUGUAGAAUGUUUUGAAAUAUGCCCACAUAAUGUUUUCUAUUUUACUGAUUAUAGAUGAUUGGUUGUGGAACCACCUCAUUUCAGUCUAAA
Tripterygium wilfordii is the source of this 2872-nucleotide messenger RNA. RefSeq names its product heat shock protein 90-5, chloroplastic-like. Gene Ontology annotation, cellular component: perinuclear region of cytoplasm; protein-containing complex; plasma membrane. Gene Ontology annotation, molecular function: ATP-dependent protein folding chaperone; ATP hydrolysis activity; ATP binding. The record is from RefSeq and is a predicted model, not a curated record. Gene Ontology annotation, biological process: cellular response to heat; protein folding; protein stabilization. Lineage: Eukaryota; Viridiplantae; Streptophyta; Magnoliopsida; Celastrales; Celastraceae. Bases 160 to 2550 code for a protein of 796 amino acids. The transcript is spliced from 19 exons.